Boleophthalmus pectinirostris (great blue-spotted mudskipper) is the source of this 1292-nucleotide messenger RNA. RefSeq names its product unconventional myosin-XVIIIa-like. Lineage: Eukaryota; Metazoa; Chordata; Actinopteri; Gobiiformes; Gobiidae. The coding region runs from base 147 to 1292 and encodes 381 amino acids. Gene Ontology annotation, biological process: protein localization to plasma membrane. Gene Ontology annotation, cellular component: apical plasma membrane. The transcript has 6 exons. The record is from RefSeq and is a predicted model, not a curated record. Gene Ontology annotation, molecular function: signaling receptor binding; protein-membrane adaptor activity.
CUGUGAGCAGCUCGUCUGCGGCUGCUGUUCCCGAGGCUGCACCCAUAACCACCAGGACCAGCGGUGCUCCAAUCGUGCGCUGAACAGGGUUCGGUCCCUGUCUGCUUUACCCUCUCCACAUCGCCCCCUAGCGUCCACCGUCCGCCAUGUUUAACCUCAUGAAAAAGGACAAGGAGCGGGACAGCGUGAGGAAGGAGAAGAAGAAGAAUGAGCGUAUGUCCGCGGCGGAACUGCGGAGCCUCGAGGAGAUGAGCAUGCGCCGCGGCUUCUUCAACCUCAAACGCGAAGCGAAACGAGAGUCCAAAAACAAACUCGAGAUCUCCAACCCCAUCCCCAUCAAAGUGGUCAGCGGGAGCGAGCUGACGCUGACGGAUAUCGAGUCGGACGGGCUGAGUAACCGGAGUAACAGGAGCAGCGUGGUGUUGGACGGGCAGCUGAGCGGGGCCAGUUCCACGGACGACCUGAAGGGGGAGUCCUCGCAGGAUUCGCACAGAGGCUCCGUCAGGGAUCGAGUGGCUCAUUUUGGAUCGUUGGCCAAACAGAACUCUUCACAGGUAGGACAGAUGAUGAAGCGCUUUUCUUUCUCCCAGCGGAGCAAAGAGGAGAGCCCAUCCGAAGGCUCCACCCCGUCGGGCCCAAACUCCGCCGCUCCCUCCCCUCAGGUGGAGAACAAAGUCUUCAACAUGCUUCGCAAACACAGCCUCAAACAACCGCCCGGAACCCCGCCUCCAGACCCGCGCAUCCCCGAGCUCGUGCCCAAAACCUUCCCCGCCCACCUCCAGCUGCCCCCCGUCAUCGCCCCCAACGCGCCCCAAACGCGAGAGCUGGAGCUGCAACGACGCAAUACCGGAGAUUUUGGAUUUUCGCUGCGCAGGACGACCAUGUUGGAUCGUAGUCCGGACGGAGGCGUGUACCGGAGGGUGGUCCAUUUCGCCGAACCUGGAGCGGGCACCAAGGAUCUGGCGUUGGGUUUGGUUCCCGGAGACAGGCUCGUGGAGAUCAACGGGAGAAACGUGGAGAAUAAAAGCAGGGAUGAGAUCGUGGAGAUGAUUCGGCAAAGUGGAGAUACCGUCAGGCUCAAAGUGCAGCCGAUUCUGGAGCUGAGCGAGCUGAGCCGAUGCUGGUUAAGGAAUACGGAAGGGCUACGGAGAGACGAAAGACAGGCGUGUUCUCUGCUGCACCGGAGCAUCCCUCACAUCACCCGGGUCAAGUCUGUGCAGGACACGUGGGAGCCCAGCGAAGUGGAGGGGUUCGGUCCCUGUCUGCUUUACCCUCUCCACAUCGCCCCCUAG